Formica exsecta is the source of this 2397-nucleotide messenger RNA. Its product is annotated as cytochrome P450 9e2-like. NCBI's taxonomy places the organism in Eukaryota, Metazoa, Arthropoda, Insecta, Hymenoptera, Formicidae. Gene Ontology annotation, molecular function: monooxygenase activity; heme binding; iron ion binding. The coding region runs from base 169 to 1695 and encodes 508 amino acids. The record is from RefSeq and is a predicted model, not a curated record. The transcript has 2 exons.
GCCAUUUAGCGAGCGACAGCAACGCAUCGUUACGAGUAGUCGUGCAUGAGGAUUCCAAGUGGGCAGAUCGCUUUGACUAGACAGAACAAUCGCGCUUAACAUAUUGCAUUGGAUUAUAACUUGAGGGACGAAAGGAACAAUCGAGUAUCUCGAUUAAGUUAGUUUAUUAUGGAAUACUGGACGAUAGUCUUAUCGAUAUUAGCCGGCGUACUCACUGUUUAUUAUUAUUUCUCGUCCCGCAAACGAUCGAACGUUUUUCAGCAGCACGGGAUUCCAUGUAAAAGGCCGCCGUUCGUGUUAGAAAGAUGUUGGGAAAUAUUUGUACGUCCAAAAAGUUUUGCCGCGGUAAAUAAAGAAAUAUACAAUUUUCAUCCCGAUGCUAAGUAUAUUGGUUUCUUUAAUUUCUCGCAAUUGGUCGUCGUGUUACGUGAUCUCGAAUUGAUCAAGUCUAUCGGUAUCAAAAAUUUCGACUCGUUUCAAGAUCACAUAUUCUUCGGCAGCGAUGCCCAAGAUCCGCUUUUCGGAAAAAAUCUGCUCGCACUUCGCGGAGAUCAAUGGCGUGACGUCAGGACGCUUUUGAGUCCUUCUUUUACGUCUAGCAAAAUGAGAGCUAUGUUUCAAUUGAUGUCCGAGUGUGCCGUAAAUUUUUCGGAGUAUUUGGUAAAAGUGCCGUCUGAGAAACGCAUUAUGGAAAUGAAGGACAUUUUCUCGAGAUACACUGCCGAUGUGAUCGCCACGUGUGCUUUUGGCAUUAGCGUGGAUUCGAUGAGAGACCCGGGCAACGAUUUCUACACGUUCGGCACAAAAGCGACAAAUUUUAACAAGAUCGCUCUUAUAAAAAUCCUGCUGUACCAACACAUGCCGUGGCUCAUGCGUCUGUUAAAUCUUAAGAUGAUAAAUGAACGUACCAACGCAUUCUUUAUAAAUCUGAUAGCUGACACCAUAAAGAUCAGAGAUGAGAAAAAUAUCAUUCGACCGGACAUGCUCCAGCUGAUGAUGGAUAGUAGAGGAAAAAGAGAGCCUGGGAGAGAACUAACCAUUCUGGACAUGACAUCGCAGGCGUUCAUCUUUUUCUUCGCUGGUUUCGACAGUAGCUCGACCUUGAUGAGUUUCUUAGCGCACGAGAUUACCGUCAAUCCACAUGUCCAGGAGAAACUGCAAAAUGAAAUCGAUAAGAUUUUGGAAGAUACGAACGGUCAACCAUCCUACGAGACAAUCAACGGAAUGGCGUAUCUCAAUGCUACGAUUAACGAGACUCUUAGAAUGUAUCCGGUGCAAUUGAUGACGGAUAGGGUGUGCACGAAAGACUUUGAGUUGCCCGCUACAUUGCCAGAUGCGAAACCAUUUCUCGUGAAGGCAGGAAUGUUAAUCUGGAUCUCUUUUUACGGCCUCCAGCACGAUCCCAAGUACUUUCCGGAGCCGGAGAAAUUCAAGCCUGAGAGAUUCCUGGAUGAAAACAGAGGGAGCGAGUGUAAUCUCAAUGCUUAUUAUCCAUUCGGAUUAGGACCAAGAAUGUGCAUCGGUAACAGAUUUGCGUUGCUGGAGACGAAAGUUAUGCUAUUUCAUCUAUUGGCUCGUUGUGAUUUAAAGCCAUGCGAGAAAACUCCGAUACCGUUGAAACUAAAAAAGGGUGGAUUUUCGAUGCGGGCCGAAGGCGGUUUUUGGUUGAGCAUUGUGCCAAGGGAGAAACGAUAAUCUACACAACCGCUCACAAAUACAAAUUAAGUACCUUAGUUGUAAGUUAAUCUUUAUACUGAAUACGAAUAUUGAAAGCUAUUCAAAACCUACGAAAAUGGGAGACCACGGGCAUAUUUUAUAUUAUAUCAAUAGACAAUAUAUUAUAUACGUAUAAACUUAUAAAAUAAAUAAAGUAAACAUGAUAAAGAGGUUUAUGAGAGACGAGGUCGUGUGGCGAUUUUGCAAAUCAUUCUAUCGACGCCAGUAAUCUUGAUUAUAAAAAAAAAAAUCUUUUAUUCCCUCCAUCAUUGAUCAAUGAUUAAUCAUACACGUGUUCAAGAUCGUCGGAAAUAGUUAUUCUAAUAAGCAAUCUUGUCAUCUUUCCAUUGACCAACUGUUGAUCGGCGUAAAUCACGAUAAUCACGUUAAACAUUAGCAAUGUGCAAAAAGCAAAAAUAUAUUUAAAAAUAUGAAAGAUGAUACUGCCAAUCCAAUAUAUUUUAUCUCAAUCUAAACAAAUUGUAUCAACAACGACGGAGAUAUCUGAGUUAGAUAUCUUAAUUUGUCGGGAUACUGCCGGUAACUGCUCUUGCGUAAGCAAUGAUGAUCACGUGAACGUUGUGAACGUAUAUAUAAGAAACAUCAUUUCGAUGUAGCAGCAGUCGAUCGUCGAAUCUCGACGCGUAAAGUUGUCUCCGCAUACUAUCUUCGCUAUUAAUU